AUGGACAUCGGGUUCACGUGCGCCCAGUGCUUAUCAUUUACCGACUUUGGACAGCCAUGCGGCUCGAUAGACGAACUCCACGGGCGAAUGGAGUCUUAUAAGCUGCUUGCAUUCGCGGCGAGUAACUUCAUGAGCCAGCUACGGUCAUACGGAGGCCGCGGGCCCGCCAUCAAGGGUCAUCUCGCUUCCUUCAAAUGGUUGCUCGAGCCAUGUCGCGACGGACAGCAGAACUUCAUCUCGUGGCAACAAGUCUACCAGUGUGGUGUUCUGGGCCACGCAUUCGUGGUUUUCAAUCCGCUGAAAUACAUCAUCGAGAACAACAUGCUCCACCUCCUAGACGUGUUCCUCCUUGACACGGGCGAGAGGUACCACGAAGCCGUGAUGCAAUCCGGGCUCACCUCUUUGCACAUAGCGGGCAUCACCGGCGGCGAGGACCGCCUAUCUGAUUCCCUACGCUCGGGUCUGGAUCUGGAAGCGUCGGGCAAUCGCGGGGAGACAGCGUUGCACCUGGCUGCGUCCUACGGCCACGUUGGCAUGAUCAAGAUGUUGCUAGACGUGGGCUUUUCGCCGCACGCCUGGAGCGAGUCCGGGUCGACGCCGGCCUAUCGUGCAGCCCGUAAUGGCCCGAUCGCAGCACUGGAGCUGCUUUCCGAGGUAGGCAGCGACCUGGAAGCUGUGACAUGGGAUGGGUGGACGCCCAUAUUCGAUGCGAUCGAGAACUACUACGUGCGCGCUGUGGAGUGGCUGGUUCGGAAGGGGGUGAAUCUGAGGCAGAAGAUCCUCCAUGGCUCGUCCGUGUUGGAGUUUGCGAGAGUUGCCGGUGACCAGGCUAUCAUUGAGAUAGUCGAGAAGGGACUUUGA
Molecule: messenger RNA, 861 nt
Organism: Diaporthe citri
Lineage: Eukaryota; Fungi; Ascomycota; Sordariomycetes; Diaporthales; Diaporthaceae
Exons: 1
Coding region: 1-861 (286 amino acids)
Molecular function (GO): protein binding
Source: RefSeq, a predicted model, not a curated record